AUCAAUGUAGGCGUAGUGAGUGAGUGGAGCUGAAGAGCUCGCGCGCAUCGUACGUUUUCGGAAUUCUGGGCCCCGGUUUGUUGGGCGAAACCCCUUUUUUCGCUCGAAAUUGUCUGCGGCGCUCGGUGGUCGUCCGGCAUAAAUAAAUGUUUGUACCGCGCCGUUGAAGUUUUUUGACGGGUUGUCGUAAAAUUGAUUCACCAACGGGCGAACCCUCGCCCCCCGGGGGACACGGGAAAGGAACUUGUGCAGGUGCUGGCGUCGGUUUGCAGUGGGACCACGAUGCUGGUGAGGGCAACCAAUUCAAAGGACACAGAAGAAACAACGUCGUCGACAGAGUUGGCUGAUCCGGCAGAACCCGGUGCGAUAUAUCCGCUGGCCGUGCGCGACCGAAGCUUCAUGGAGGAGCUGAAGGACACGAGCAUCCACCAUACGGCCCUGCGGCUGGCAGAGGACGUGAAGACGAUGAAGCUUUACGGUAACCUCUACAAGAUGGUGCAGAAACUUUCCUGCUCGCCGGAGGUGGACAAGGACGACAUGAAGCAAACGCUCGAAAGCGCGAUCAAGUCGAACGGGCUGGAGAUUGAGAUCCGGAACGUGAUCUACCAUCUGAUACGGAACACCGUAAAAAGUGACACUCGUCCAACGCCCGCCAGCAGCGAUCCGUUGAACUAUCUACGCCGAGCAGGUAUCCAAUGGGAACGACGGGUACGCAAGUCGUUGAACUCGAUGUGCUCGGAAUCGAAAGCGCAACUGCACGGUCAGAUGCGCACCGCAUCCGACCGGGAGGAGAUCCUCUCCAAGUGGGACGAGCUCAGCACCUAUCAGAUCGAUCUCAGCAACUAUCGACCGGUGUACGCUCCCAAAGAUCUGCUCGACGUGCUGCUAUCGCUCAAGGGACCGAUGAAGCAGGAUGAGACAGACUUUCUACCAAAAUGGGAAUUUUCACACAUCUCCCUCACGGUAAAGAACCUGUGCCAGCUGAGGACACACUUCUCGGAGGUGUUAAGAAACGACAACAACUUUGGCGAUUGGUCGGUAACGUGUCAGAAGGUGCUGAAGACGCGGCAUGCACCGCUCUGUCAGCAGGCUCUGAAGAAAGGAGUCACACCACCACCGUUGCGGGGAGCACUUUGGUCCUACGUGCUUGGGAGUCAGGUGGAGCAACACCACGUGGAACACUGGGAAGCACUGCGCCAGUCGGUACUGACCAACGAGUCCAUUGUGGAUAAGUUGGUUUUCAAGGAUGUACAGCUGACGGCGACCAACGACGAUCGUUACUUCGUGUUCGAGGAUGUACUCUAUCAGAUUAUGCUCUGCUUCAGCAGAGACACCGAAAUAAGCCAACUGAUCCAGGUGGAGUUUACCAACUCAGCGAAAGCGAAACAGUACGAAGGUCCACCGUGUGGGUUCGUCCCGUUCCACGGCAUCUGUAUGUUGGCGGCCCCGUUUUGCUAUCUUUACGAUAAUCCCGUCUCCUUGUACUACACCUUCCGGGCGUUCUACAUUCGCUACUGCCAUCGACUGACGACGAUCAACACCCAUCCACAGGGUAUCGUGAGUUUGUGCCUGCUGUUCGAGAAGCUGCUGCAAACGCACGAACCACAGCUAUGGUCACACUUCCGGGAGCUUCAGAUUCAACCGAUUCGAGUUGUGUUCAAGUGGUUGAUGCGCGCGUUCAGCGGCCAUCUACCACCGGAACAGCUGCUCAUACUGUGGGAUCUGAUACUGGGCUACGAUAGCCUCGAAAUCCUGUCCCUGCUUGCCAUCAUCAUACUGAGCUUUCGGCGGGAAAGCUUGAUGCAGGUAACGUCGGUGGAAAACAUUGAAGCCAUCCUGUCCGAUCUGUCCUCCGUCAAAGUACUGCCACUCAUUCAACUGACACUGUCGCGGGAUUAACCACUGCCCCAUGGCGAAAACCAAGCAUUUUACCACUACUUCUACUACUGCCGGAUGAAAAUAGAUGAGCGAGUUUUGUUUUGUUGUUAACACUAUUUUAACAGGCGUUUGUGUCGGUUUUAUUCUGCUUUUACUUCCUGACUGGCAGCGCACCAGGCAGUGGAACUAAAGGAGCAAGGAUCGUUUCAUCGAUCAAAUCCUUGCUUUACACACAUGCACACACCGAUGCCAAGACACGGCAG
Molecule: messenger RNA, 2141 nt
Organism: Anopheles stephensi (Asian malaria mosquito)
Lineage: Eukaryota; Metazoa; Arthropoda; Insecta; Diptera; Culicidae
Product: TBC1 domain family member 19
Exons: 7
Coding region: 283-1899 (538 amino acids)
Source: RefSeq, a predicted model, not a curated record